UGGAAGCUUGUUCCAAUAAAUAAGACGGACCAGCAAAGGCAAAUGCUCGAUCAACAAAAGUCUUGCAGCUCGUUCGAGGCACCUCUGACGAAGCAACGUUGUUGGACCGCACAGAGCUUGUGGACUCGGGUGCCGAAGUCUACGGUUCGGACGACCAGACAAUGGAUUCGCCCUUCAAGGUCAUUUGCUGUGUAAUUUAACACUCAAAAUGGGAAAUGACUGUAGAUACGAGUGCCUGAUGGAAAGAGCCUGUGUAUCUGUGAACAUCGGGCCACCCGACAAGAAUGGACUCAGAGUCUGUCAAUUGAGUGAUUCUGACCAUAUCCAACAUCCCAAAGAUCGUAUGCCACAAGAAGGAUUCCUUUACUGGGCUACCCAGAAUCCAUGUUCCAGCAACCCGUGUGGCCACGGUGCAACUUGCCUGAAUGGAUUCACAGACAAGAGAUAUAUUUGCCUGUGUCCACCUAAAGCAGUAGGAGAAAACUGCGAAAAAACAUUCAAUGCGAUCUUCUCAAAUCUCGGUGCCACCGGAAGACAUGGUCCAACAACCUUGGGCGGUCACUACACAGGUCAAAAUCAAGACGGACAGGUUACACUGUCCAACGGUAUUCAAUUCUGGACUGUGCCGUAUACGGGUGACUACAGGAUAGUAGCAAUAGGAGCAGCAGGGGGGUACGAUUCGUACCCUAACAGCACUCAGCAUCGAGGAAGAGGAGCGAGAAUGACUGGAACGUUGAACCUAAUGAAAGACGAGAUUAUUCGUAUCCUUGUGGGACAGGAAGGGGAAUCUGACAAAUAUGACUGGAGCUCUGGUGGUGGUGGAGGUACAUUCCUUGCGAAAAAUAACAACACACCUUUGAUAUUAGCUGGAGGUGGGGGAGGUUUGUUUUAUUUGACAAAACGCCAUGCAGAAUGUGACGCCAGCACAAACACAAGGGGAAAUCCUGGGUAUAGAUCAGCUGGGUCGGGCGGAGUUGGCGGCCUUGGUGGACAGGGUGGUAAAGUCAAAAGCGCGGGUGAGUGACUUGCCCAUGUCAGACCUACGAGCGAGCUCUUAUCUC
Stylophora pistillata is the source of this 1061-nucleotide messenger RNA. RefSeq lists its product as uncharacterized. NCBI's taxonomy places the organism in Eukaryota, Metazoa, Cnidaria, Anthozoa, Scleractinia, Pocilloporidae. The record is from RefSeq and is a predicted model, not a curated record.